GUGUUGUAAUAGAAAGACCUAUGCGUCUUAAUAUUGCCUUUAUAAACGUUUAUAGUAGUACACAAGCAUUUAAAUAACAUUCAAAUGAUUAUUUGUAAUUAUAAUUUUGUGUUUACUCGAGGAAUUUACUGAAGGUAGAAUGUGUAUAAUCCGAAACGUUCAAUAUAUAUGUUGUUAUUCGUCACUUCUCUGGUUGUAUUAUUCACAAUUAGAAACUGGUUCGUGAAAGAUAAACCAACUUCACUCAGUUCACUAUCAUUGUAGGCCUAGUGAAUGCUGUAGAGCCUUAUCAGAAGGUGGACCUGUUAUUUUGCAUUUGAUAUAUUUUAUUAGACCGACUUCAAGUUGGUUUCCACAAAAAAUAAAAUGGAAAGUAACGAAAUUAGUCUCGUGACCCAGACAGACAAUAGAAAAUUUCGAAAGUUCUACCUAGCAGCAGUAGCAGCAUUGUUUGGCUCAAUUUCUAUGGGAACUGGCUUGGGAUAUUCUUCUCCUGCUAUACCAAGUUUGCAGUCAGUCAACAGCAAUGUACACCUCAGUGAUGCAGAUAUUCCCUGGUUUGGAAGUCUGUUAGCUAUAGGAGCAUUAAUUGGAGGACCUAUUGCUGGAUUUGCAAUUGAUUACUUUGGUAGGAAGCUGACUUUGAUGCUGAUCCCAGUAGUAUUUAUAGCUGGUUGGUUGUGUAUGAUUUUUUCACAUAGUACCGGACUGCUAUUAUUUGGAAGGAUCGUGACUGGUUUCUCCUGUGGUUUAGUAUCUUUGGCCGUACCUGUAUACAUUGCUGAGACUGCUGCUCCAGAUUCUCGUGGUCUUCUAGGGUCGUGUGUUCAGUUGAUGAUAACUUUAGGUAUUUUACUUACUUAUGUAGUUGGCAAGUAUAUAGAAUGGAAGUGGCUAGCCCUUUUUUCAAUGACUUUUCCUGCCAUAUUGACCAUCUUGAUGAUUUUUGUACCUGAAACUCCUCGGUGGUUACUAAGCAAUGGUAAACGAGGAGAUGCAAUCAAAGCCAUAGAUUUUCUUUACGGCAGUUCACUUAAUGCUGAAGCUGAAUGUCAGAUAUUGGAAUCUAAUAUAUCUCAGCAAACUUCAGAGCGAUUGUCUUGGCGAGUUCUUCUUCUUCCUCACGUUUUAAAACCACUAUUCCUUAGCUUAGGUUUGAUGAUCUUCCAACAGCUUUCGGGAAUCAACAAUGUCAUGUUCUACACAGUCAGCAUAUUCCAGUCAACUGGUUCAGCUAUGGAUCCUAAUGACGAAACAAUUAUCAUUGGAGUAGUAUUGUUUCUUGCAACACUUGCCGGGAGCUUGCUAAUGGAUCUAGCAGGACGACGCAUACUGUUACUUGUGUCUGCGUUCGUAAUGGCAUUCAGCCUGGCUGUUCUCGGUACCUACUACUACCUUGAUGAAACUGUUCGCAACUCCUAUAACUGGCUUCCUCUGACAAGUAUGAUUGUGUAUAUAGCAGCAUUUUCCAUUGGAUAUGGUCCAAUUCCGUGGCUCAUGAUGGGUGAGCUUUUCUCUGUUAAAGUUAGAGGUUGGUCAAGUGGCAUUGCAACUUUUGUUAAUUGGACCUUUGUGUUUUUAGUUACCAAGGAGUUUCAUUUUAUGAUAGAACUUGUUCAUGAGUAUGGAGCCUACUGGAUCUUUGGUAGCCUAUGCCUUUUGAGUUGUGUGUUUGUCGCCACUGUGGUACCAGAAACCAAAGGCAAAACUUUGGAAGAGAUUGAAAACUAUUUUCAAGCUAAAAAGCAACUCUUACACUCUAUAAAUGCUUCGGAUAAUGAUCUGGAGAAUAUCUAGAUGGUGAC
Molecule: messenger RNA, 1805 nt
Organism: Limulus polyphemus (Atlantic horseshoe crab)
Lineage: Eukaryota; Metazoa; Arthropoda; Merostomata; Xiphosura; Limulidae
Product: solute carrier family 2, facilitated glucose transporter member 8-like
Exons: 3
Coding region: 367-1797 (476 amino acids)
Biological process (GO): transmembrane transport; carbohydrate transport
Cellular component (GO): membrane
Molecular function (GO): sugar transmembrane transporter activity
Source: RefSeq, a predicted model, not a curated record